Molecule: messenger RNA, 903 nt
Organism: Scomber japonicus (chub mackerel)
Lineage: Eukaryota; Metazoa; Chordata; Actinopteri; Scombriformes; Scombridae
Product: OX-2 membrane glycoprotein-like
Exons: 6
Molecular function (GO): cell-cell adhesion mediator activity
Source: RefSeq, a predicted model, not a curated record
CAUGCAGGUCUAACAGAUGUGAUUCAAACACAGCAGACUGUGAUGGUAAAAGUUGGAGAAGAUGUUGAUCUCAGCUGUCAGCUCAUGCAGACUAAAGAUGUUCUUCAGGUCACCUGGCAGAAAGAUUUACCUGAGGGGAAGAGGAAUAUCGCCAGCUACAACAAAUACUUUGGACAAACAGUGAAUGAUGGUUUUAAGGGUAAACUGGAGUUUAAACAUGCUGGACUGGAGAACUGCGCCAUAGUUAUCAGGAAGGUGACGGAGCAGGAUGAAGGCUGCUAUCUCUGUUUGUUUAACAUGUAUCCUGAUGGUUCUCUGACAGGAAGAACCUGCCUCCAUCUCUAUGAGCUGCAUGAACCCAUUCUACAAAUCAGAGAAUCAAACUCUGGUGAAGAGACAGUUGUGUCCUGCUCGGCCACAGUAACUCUGAAUGUCCCACAACAAGACCUCUACUUCUCUAACAGCAGCACAGUCAGUGUCACCAACACCAACGCUACAGUUACUGUCACCACUACAGCUGUGCUGUCUGGUUUCCAUGGAAACGACACACAGGUUGGAUGUGCAGUACGACUGAUCUCAGUGCAUGAAAUUCAGGUGUUUAAGACGAUUCCUGCAGUCAAUCGAUCAUCUGGUGAUGAUCACACUUUAAUUGGUGCAUCGGUCACAGCAGCGGUCAUUGUUUGUGCUGCUGUAGUCACUGUCAUCAUUUUCCUGCUCAAACAUAAACAUAAGAACAGACUGUCACACAGGGACGCUAAGGAGAUCAAGACACCACAAAAAACAAUGACAGACACUUUUAGAUCCCGAACACCUUUAAUGGAGAAGGAGAACCAGGAGAUAAGGAAAUGGUCAUCUGAGAAGAAAACGCCAGAAGUGGAGAAACGAGAAUUUCAAGACAUAGCU